Priceomyces carsonii is the source of this 1215-nucleotide messenger RNA. RefSeq names its product ERMES complex subunit. NCBI's taxonomy places the organism in Eukaryota, Fungi, Ascomycota, Pichiomycetes, Serinales, Debaryomycetaceae. Gene Ontology annotation, molecular function: lipid binding. Gene Ontology annotation, biological process: phospholipid transport; mitochondrion organization. The record is from RefSeq and is a predicted model, not a curated record. Gene Ontology annotation, cellular component: ERMES complex; endoplasmic reticulum. The transcript has a single exon. Bases 1 to 1215 code for a protein of 404 amino acids.
AUGAAGGAGAAGGGUAUUGAAAUAGAAAACUUCAAUACAUUGCUACCUUUAGAUCAGCUUAAAGCUCAAAUAAAACUUCGCCAGGAAGAAUUACUUCAACAACAAAGAGAGUUGGCAAUACAAGAUCCUCUCUCUAAUUCUUUGAUUGGUAACUCAACUACCGCUUGGAGCUUCACCCAAGGUCUUGUUAUAGGACAAUUGAGUGUUAUCUUGGUUGUGAUAAUUUUUAUUAAGUUUUUUGUGUUCGCUGAGUCGUCUGCUACGACGUCUGUCAAAGAUGCCUCCGGAGUAGUAGUAAGAAGAGAUAAGAAAAGCUCCGAUGAUGACAAUUACAAUGAUUCAGAUAGUGAUGAUGCUGUGAAAAUAAGAAAUUCGAAGCUUAAUACGAUUUUAGAAAAAACGUACUACGACGUAAAUAAUCAUGCCUCCGAAUCUUUAGAUUGGUUCAAUGUUUUAAUUGCACAAACGAUAUCACAAGUAAGAAAUGAAGCAUUAUUAUCGGAUAAUAUAUACUAUUCAUUAAAUCAAUUUUUGGCUAAACUGGACCUACCAGAAUAUUUGGAUAGAAUACAACUCACAGAAAUCGAUAUUGGUGAUGAUUUCCCUAUAUUCUCAAAUUGUCGCAUAAAGCAUAGUGCUGAUGGCUCAGGAAGACUUGAGGCGCAAAUAGACGUCGAUUUAUCCGAUUCUCUUACAUUGGGGAUUGAGACAAGGCUAUUGCUAAAUCAUCCUCGUCCUUUGACUGCCGUUUUACCGGUUGAAUUAUCUGUUACAAUAGUAAGGAUAUCUGGGUGCAUCACUGUUUCUUUAGUUAAUACCAAUGAUCAUGAGUUCAUUGAUAACAACUCACUGUCAGAGAAUGGAAGUAGCUCAUCUUCAAACGAAUUUGAUCAAACUAGCUCUUCAAGGUGUACAGAGCCAGGAAAUUUGAAUGCUCAAGAACAAACAAGCACAGCAUUAAUGUUUUCAUUUGCACCUGACUUCAGAUUAGAAUUCACAGUAAAGUCCCUUAUUGGCUCAAGGGCUAAACUACAAAAUGUUCCUAAGAUUUCUUCUCUUGUUGAAAGCAAGUUGAGAGCAUGGUUUACAGAGAGGUGUGUUGAGCCGAGGUUUCAAAUGAUUAAACUACCUUCGCUAUGGCCGAGAAGCAGAAACACCCGAGAAUCGACUGCUUCUCACAAAGGAAAUCAUAAUAAUUUGAGCGAUCUGAUAUAA